Carassius carassius (crucian carp) is the source of this 2057-nucleotide messenger RNA. RefSeq names its product B- and T-lymphocyte attenuator. Bases 365 to 1057 code for a protein of 230 amino acids. Gene Ontology annotation, biological process: immune response-regulating cell surface receptor signaling pathway. The record is from RefSeq and is a predicted model, not a curated record. Gene Ontology annotation, molecular function: signaling receptor activity. NCBI's taxonomy places the organism in Eukaryota, Metazoa, Chordata, Actinopteri, Cypriniformes, Cyprinidae. Gene Ontology annotation, cellular component: plasma membrane. The transcript is spliced from 5 exons.
GCACAAAGAGAGAGUGACAAAAAUAAGUGUUCAGUCGAGAGAUUUGGAUGGAGACUGUAAGGAUUAGACUGAAUUAAUUUAUAUUUUGAGAACAUCUGUGACAUACCUGGCUUGUAUUUACAAUGGAUUCCGCAUACCUGAGAAAGAGCGCUUUGACCCUUUACAUGUUGGUAGUUUUUAUCCUGCAUGUGAACAUUGAUACACAAGGUGUACAAGGUCAAGCCCCCAAAUGUCCUCUCUUGAAAGUUCAUAGAGGGACUGUCCAUAAAGCCUUCAUAAACAAGCCUUUCAAGAUCUCCUGCAAUCUGACAUAUUGUGUUGAACAGACAGUGAAUGUGACAUGGACUAAACAAAACAUGAGAGAAUGGAUUCCAAUAUCUGGAGCAGAUCAAAUAUCAGCAUCACAAACUAUUCAUCACCUGAUCCAAAUAUGUUGACUUCAUAUUUAACUUUCACAAAUAUAUUAAAGCAUCAUGAAGGCUCUUACAGAUGUGAACUAAACUUACCAGACUUCUCUAUGAAUAGCCAUCAUAUAAAUGUUUCUGUCUCAGGUAAAGAUUUUUUAUUUCCACUGACAGUAGAAAGAGACAACACUGAUAGCAGCUCUGGUUCAUAUCCAUGGUGGCUGCCGUAUCUCUUCAUCUGUUUGGGUGUGCUGAUUCUGGUUCUUAUAGUAAUGCUGAUCUCAAUCCUGUGUAUUAAUGGAUGUAAAAGUUUGAGAAGAAAGAAUGCACAGAGAUCAAAGGUUCAGUAUACAGCAACAUCUGUCUUGUCAUCAUCAAGCCCCAUUGUUCUGAAGCGUGAUGAAUUUGUCUGUGGCCAAGAACUACAGAAGCACUCUCGUGACAGCAACUCAUGCAAUUUAACAUUACAAUCCAGACAGUCAACAUCACACGUGUCAGAUUGUAGUGAUGAUCCUUUGUCUAACAGGAAAGAUAGCAGGUCAAGUCAGGUUGUAUAUGCAUCUUUGCAUCACCUCGCACCAACACCAUCAUCUACCACAUCACGUCAGACACAGGAGGAGUUUUCAGAGUAUUCAUCUAUCCGGGUCUUCUGAUUUUCUGUCUGCAUAACCAGCAGACACAGUAAAACUACAUUUUCAAGUCUUCAGACUUAUAUAAUGAGGCAGUUUGUGCAACUGUACAAUACUGUUAAUCUAUUCUUUCUAACAGGAAGCAGGAGAUGUAUGCAUGUUUCACUUUCCUCAUUACAUCACGGAAAAGCAUUGCUGUGAGUUGAGUGAGGUUUCUGUAAGUGAAACUCACACCACUAAUCACAUGUGUCUGAUGCAACACUCCCAUAUCCUGGAGACUAGUCUAAGUGUUAUGCACUAAAACUUAAAAAUAAUGUUUCCAAGACUAGAGAUAGAUUUUUUUCAAUACUGUUGAUGUUACAGCCAAAUUAGUUGUUGCUAGUAAAGAAGCUGAGAAGGUUAACUCAUACUUGGUACAGUAAUAGAUUAUAAGUUAAAUUGGGUGGAAAAUGCAAAUCUUGUUUGUCAAAGCACACAAGUGAUUAUAUUUACUUAUAUAUUCAGUAUUUUUGAUGUGGACAAAUUUAUACAGAUAAUGUUUUACAGAUAUUUUAUUAGAAUUUGUAUGCAAGUUCUUUCUGGAUACACAGCCUGUAAGAUCUUGCAGAUCUUUUGUUUCAAAUGCAGUUUUGAUCAUAAACGCAUAUUUGAAGCACAUCAAUAUGGGUUAAUUUAACAUUUUUACAUGCCAUACCUUAAACACAUGAGGAAUGGUAUAUUGCUUAUCCCUGGGUUUGUGGAUGUGUAUGUUGUGAUCUUUUAUAUUAUAUUUCGUUUGUUUAUCAUUGUUGAUUCCACAGAAAUUCCCCUGUGAAUGGACGACAAAGAGUACUAAGAAAAUGAAAAAAUUCAUAGUUACAAUAGUAGCAGCUAUGUUUAUUGUACAACCUUAUACUGAUUUUCAGUUUAGGACUUUUUGAGCCAUGAACAAUAUUUUUCUAGCAGUCAAUGCGAUAUGGGAAAGAAAUCAAUUAAGCUUAUUUUAAAGUAAGUGUGUGUGUGUGUGUGUGUGUGUGUGUGUGUG